This is a messenger RNA of Seminavis robusta, 1125 nucleotides long. The record is from the annotation of a GenBank genome assembly. Lineage: Eukaryota; Bacillariophyta; Bacillariophyceae; Naviculales; Naviculaceae.
AUGAUCAAUCUGGCAAUCAGACGCUCGGUUCUUCCUGGUCGCCAAUUGUUGACUGGAUCUUGGCCUAGGACGAGAAGCGGUGUCCACCCCAGGACAUGCAGCUUUCGCACCCUCUUGUCAUCGACUGCCGACGACAAUUCCAGUAGUACCAGUAAUAGUAGUGGCAACAAGAGACUGGAAUACCAGCAUGCCUUUCACGCUGGAAAUUUUGCCGAUGUCUUUAAGCAUGUCAUGCUGGUGAUGUUGCUGCAACGCAUGAUAUUACCAAAGAACAAAUCCAUGAGCUAUGUGGAAACACACGCGGGAGCUGGCCUGUACGAAUUGGCGGAUACUAGUAGUACCGACUACGAAAAGGAACACCAACGAGGUGUGUGGCAAUUGCUUGACCUGAUUCAUCAAAAGGAUCCAGGAGACUUGCCAGAAUCUGUGGUCACCUACUUGGACAUUGUGAGAUCCUUUCAGGUGCCACAGAAAGAGGAUGCACCAACUCGACUCAUCUAUCCGGGAUCUCCCCUAUUUGCGGCUUCCUUGCUGGCAAAACAACAAUCACCACAAACUAGUACUAUCCAACAUUCCAUGCAUCUCUACGAAAAGUUUCCCGCUCCACUGGAUCUCUUACGGCAUCAUUUGGACGAAUAUCUGGCUGCUACCAGCAAUUCCAAUUCCAUUGACACCUUUCUGCACUGCGACGAUGGAUACAAGGGUUUGACCAAAUACGCACAAUCCACUUCCUCCUUGCCACCCCGAGCCUUGAUUCUGCUGGAUCCGCCAUAUCAGUACGGAUCCGAUACCGAUCAAAUCGUCGCUACAUGCCGUGCUCUACGGCAACAUUGGCGAUCGGCACGCAUUGUCAUUUGGCAUCCCGUGCGACCGGAUCAUGCCGACAAGUUGGAACGACUCUACCGUAUGCUUGGCGCAGAAAAUGAUGAUGAAAUCUUGGCCGUCGAAGUGUACGCUCCAUCCUCGUCCGAUGAUGAUCGAAAACCCGACGUGGGCACGGGUAUGAUCAUGAUUCAACCGCCGUACGGCAUGGACACCGAAUGUCAGCAGGUACUGCCGACCUUGUGGAAGAUGCUGCAUCCUUCCUCAGACGCACAGCAUGCCAUUCAAAUCAGGUGGUUAUGA